This is a messenger RNA of Dermatophagoides pteronyssinus (European house dust mite), 4057 nucleotides long. RefSeq names its product ATP-dependent translocase ABCB1-like. Gene Ontology annotation, cellular component: mitochondrial inner membrane. Gene Ontology annotation, molecular function: ABC-type oligopeptide transporter activity; ATP binding; ATP hydrolysis activity. Gene Ontology annotation, biological process: oligopeptide export from mitochondrion. The record is from RefSeq and is a predicted model, not a curated record. Lineage: Eukaryota; Metazoa; Arthropoda; Arachnida; Sarcoptiformes; Pyroglyphidae.
UGUCUGAAUCCAAGUUAAAUCAAUAGAAGAAGAUUUCAAAAAAAUAGAGAAAUAUUAUUCACAAGCAAAAAAAAAUAUGCAUAAAGGGAAAAAAUUUUCUAAAGAGACCAAAAUUAAUGAACGAACAUCGGCUACAUUGGGACAAAUCCUAAAAUAUGCAACAAAUUAUGAUUAUUUAUUCAUAUUUAUUGGAAUUUUUGGCUCUGCAUUGGCCGGUGUAAAUUGGCCAUUAUUGAAUAUAACGUUCGGUAAAGUUGUUGGUGUAUUUGUAAAAUUUGAACAUCGAAAUUCAAAUCAAACAGAAAUUAAUGAUGAAAUACGUGAUAUAUUUAUGAAAGAUGUUUAUUAUUGGUCUGGAUUAACAUUUAUUUCAUUUAUAUUGUUUGUCAUUGGAAAUCUUCUCACCUUAUAUUCAUUUCAAUUAUUGGCCUUCAAUCUGACGAACAAUAUAAAACGAAAAUAUUUUCAUUCAAUUAUCACGCAAGAGUUAGCAUGGCAUGAUCAACGUAAUUCUGGAGAGUUUGCCGCAAGAAUAGCCAGUGAUUUCAAAAAAUUCGAAAAUGGUUUCAACGAAAAUCUUGGACUUUUAAUCUAUAAUGUUGUUGGUGCAGUAAUGAAUCUUAUAAUCGGAUUUUAUUAUGGUUGGAAACUAUCAUUAGCUAUUGUAGCUAUGGCUCCGUUAAUUGUUAUCACUUCAUUUGUUAUGACAAAGUUUCAAAGUCAUUAUACACAAAAAGAAUUGUCAGCAUAUUCUUCGGCUAGUUCGGUAGCCGAGGAAGCUAUUUCAGCCAUACGAACUGUAUUUGCUUUUAGUGGUCAAUAUAAAGAAUUGAAACGUUAUGAAACAAGAUUACAUCCAGCAAUGAUAUAUGGAUUCAAAAGAAAUAUUGUUAAUGCUAUUGGAAAUUCAAUAAAUUGGGCAACAUUAUAUGUAAGUUUUGCUGUUGGAUUAUGGUAUGGUGUAAAAUUGAUCAUCUCACCGAUCGAUAUCUAUACAAUCGAUGAUAUUGUCAUCAUAUUUUGGGGUAUAACCGGUUGUGGUUAUAAUAUUGGUUAUGCAGCACCGUUUUAUGAAUCAUUUCAGAUUGGUAAAACGUCUGCCAAAUCAAUUAUGGAUAUACUUGAACGACAAUCAAAAAUUGAUUCAAUGCAUUCUAUGGGAAAAACUUUACGAUCAAAUUUCAAAACUGAUAUAGAAUUUAAAAAUGUUCAUUUCCAUUAUCCGACCAGACCAGGCAUUCAAAUUUUACAAGGUUUGAAUUUAAAAAUUAAAAGCGAUGAAAUUGUAGCCUUAGUAGGGCCAUCUGGUUGUGGUAAAAGUACCAUUAUUCAAUUAAUUCAACGUUAUUAUGAUCCGGAUUGUGGUGAAAUUCUUUUGGAUGGUGUAAAUACUCGUGAUAUUCAUACGGGUUGGCUUCGUGGACAAUUAGGUGUUGUUGGACAAGAACCGGUUUUAUUUGAAACAUCGAUAGCUGAAAAUAUUCGUCUUGGAAUGCCUUUCGACCGUAUGAACGAAAUAACACAAACAGAUAUUGAACGUGCAGCAAAAGAAGCAAACGCACAUGAAUUCAUAUCAAAAUUACCAAAUGGAUAUGAUACAUAUGUUGGUGAUCGAGGUAAACAAUUAUCAGGCGGACAAAAACAACGUAUAGCUAUUGCUCGUGCAUUAAUUUCUAAUCCAAAGAUUCUAUUAUUGGAUGAAGCAACAUCAGCAUUAGAUUUAGAAAGUGAACAUAUUGUACAGGAAGCAUUGGAUCAUGCUAGUAAAGGUCGAACAACCAUAAUAAUUGCUCAUCGAUUAUCGACAAUUAAAAAUGCUGAUCGUAUUUUGUAUAUUGAACAAGGUCGUCUUGUUGAACAAGGAACACAUCAACAUUUAAUGGAACUUAAAAAUAAAUAUUUUAAUUUGGUAAUGGCUCAACAGAUUGAACCACAUGAACCGGUUCCACCAAAAAAACAGCCAUUAUCAAUGUCACAAUCAUCAACAUUAGAAGUGCGUACAUUACAGCAAAAACGUCGUGCAACAAAUUCACAAUUCGAUAGUUUAACAUCACCAAGUCGACCGAUACCAGUUUCUCGAACCCGAACAUUAACAUAUGAAAAUGUGGUCAGACAAAAAGGUGGAACAAUUGGUAGCGAAAAUGGAAGUGUUUAUAAUGAUGAUGAAGAAAUUACCAAAGAAGAUUUAGAGAAGCUUGAAAAAAAUAAAUUUCCACACAAACGACUUUUUAAAUUGAUUUGGAUAGAUAAAUUUUAUUUUCUCAUAGCAUUUAUCGCCGCAUUAAUUUAUGGUCUUUCUACGCCAAUCUAUGCAUUCAUUUUUGGAGAAUUUGUUCAAUUAUUCACAAUUUACGAUAUCAAAUUGGAUUCUGAUUUUAUUCAAAAACAAACCAACAUUUAUGCCAUGUAUUUCUUAAUAUUGGCUAUCGCUAUUCUUAUAUGUUGUAUAAUUCAAAUUUCAUUAUUUGGAAUUGUUGGAGAAAAAUUAACAAAACGUCUUCGUAUUAUGGCAUAUUCGGCUAUUCUUCAACAGGAAAUAACAUUUUUUGAUAAUCCUGAAAAUAGUCCCGGUGCUUUAUGUGCUCGAUUAGCUAACGAUGCUGCAAAUGUUCAAGGAGCUACUGGAUUACGUGUUUCAAUGAUUUGUCAAGCAUUAUCAACAUUGAUCGUUUCAGUAAUCAUGGGAUUUAUGUGUAAUUGGCGUCUAUCACUUGUAUCUAUGACAUUAUUACCAUUGAUUGCAAUUUCAUCGCUUAUCAGUAGUUCAGCAUAUUCAUCUCAAACCGGUAGUGAAAAUGAAUCAUCAGAAAAAUCAUCCAAAAUUAUUAUCGAAGUAAUUAAUUCAAUUCGAACAGUAGUUUCAUUACAUAAAGAAGAAUAUUUUCUUGAAAAAUUUGAAGAUACAUUGAUGAAAAAAUAUCGAUCAUACAAAUGGAAAUGUUUCAUCAAAGCAUCGAUGAUUUCGUUUUCGUUGGGUGUACAAUUUUUUGCAUAUACCAUAGUUUUUCUUUAUGGAGGAUUUUUGAUCUCAAAAGGAUUGCUUGAUUCUGGAGAUUUUUUCAAAAUUGUCGAAUCAAUGAUCUGGGGAGCUGUUGUCGUGGGACAAAGUGCUGUCUUAUCAUCCGAUUAUACAAAGGCUAAAAUUGCUGCAAUGAAUAUAUUCAUGAUGAUUGAUCGAAAACCGAUUAAAGAUCUAAUACCAGCAUAUUUGAUACAAGAAAAAUUCAAAAAUCAAGGUCGAUCAGAUGGUAAAAUUUCACUUCGUGGUGUUUAUUUUCAUUAUCCAUUACGACCAAAUUUACCAAUCUUAAAUGGAUUGUCAUUCAAAGCUUCCAAAGGUGAAAAAGUUGCACUAGUUGGUAGCAGUGGAUGUGGUAAAUCAACUACAAUACAAAUUUUGGAACGUUUUUAUGAUUGCGUACAAGGCAAAGUGUUUCUCGACGACAAGAAUAUUGCAGAAUUGGAUGUUGAUUGGCUUCGAUCACAGAUGGCAUUAGUAUCACAAGAACCUAUACUUUUUAGUCACAGUAUACGUGACAAUAUUGCUUAUGGUGAUAAUUUCCGUGAAACUGUUCCAUUCGAUGAAAUAGUUCAUGCAGCACAGAUGGCAAAUAUUCAUGAUUUUAUUAAAAAUUUACCACAAGGUUAUGAUACACCUGUUGGCUCAAAAGGUGCUCAGCUUUCUGGUGGUCAAAAACAACGAAUUGCUAUUGCCCGUGCAUUAGUUCGUGAUCCACCAAUAUUAUUGUUGGAUGAAGCUACAUCCGCAUUGGAUACAGGUUCCGAACAAAUCGUUCAGGAUGCAUUAGAUCAAGCGGCAAAAGGUCGUACCUGUAUAACUAUUGCACAUCGAUUGAAAACUAUUGUCCAUUCUGACAAGAUAGUUGUAUUACAUAAAGGACAAAAUGUUGAAGAAGGUACACAUGAUGAAUUAAUAGCAAUGAAAAAAAAUUAUUGGAAACUUCAUAAUAGUGGUGAAUCUUAGUCGAUUUCUUUGAUAAAUUAUCAAUAUUAUUUGUAGCCAAGAUUUUUGGCUAUCCGAUUAUCAAUUAUUUGU